Messenger RNA from Pneumocystis murina B123, 1020 nucleotides. RefSeq lists its product as hypothetical. Bases 1 to 1020 code for a protein of 339 amino acids. The transcript has 4 exons. Lineage: Eukaryota; Fungi; Ascomycota; Pneumocystomycetes; Pneumocystales; Pneumocystaceae. The record is from RefSeq and is a predicted model, not a curated record.
AUGGAGUCAAAAGAACAAAACGAAUACCAUAGUACAAGGGAACUUCUGGAUUAUUAUAAAUCCAGAUUGUUUUUAGCAGAACAAGCAACAUAUGAUGAUAUUUUUGCACGUCUUCAAGAGAUUCAACAAGGAUUAUCAAGAAUGCAUUCGCUUGAAAGAUCAUUACAGGAAGCAAUUGAAGAAAUUGAAACAAUAAAUGAGAAAAAUAUUGAACUUUUGGAGAUUUUAAAGGAAGUUAUUGGUGAAAAUAUAGCACUUAGAUCAAAAGUUCAAUUUGUUCAGCAGAAGUAUGGGUAUGACAUUUCAAAUUAUUGUAAAAUUUUAAAUAAUCAACCAAAACAUAAACAAUAUUAUGAAACAAUUAUUACCCUGCUUAAAAACAAAAUUGAAGCACAAAAAAAAAUGCCAUGUGAUUACAAACGUAUGAAUGAGCUUAUUAUAAAAUGCGAAAAGCUCGAACGGGUGGUAUUUGAAGGAGUUCACGAAAUCCUUCGCGAAAGAAAAACAAGAGAAAAUUAUGAAAUACAAGUUAAAGAAGCCAAGGCUAAAAUUGAAUUGCAAGAGAAAGAACUAAAACAGAGAAUUGAGGAAGCAAAUUAUACAUCGAAAAUAAAAUUAGAUCAAAAUACAAAUCAAAUAUUUACGUUACAACAACAAAACGAAGAACUAAAACAUAAAUUAAUUGAAUCCCAGAAUAAAAUCGAUAAUAUAAAAAAACAUUCAUAUGAUACAAUUCAAGAAUUCGAAAAACAAAUUAAACAAUUAAAAAAAAGGUAUUUAUUCCAAAAUAUGGCGAUCGUUAAUAAUAUUAGACGUACUACAAAAAUAAGCCCCGAACUUCUUUUAGAAAUUGCAUCUUUAUAUACAAAAAUAAAAUCUCUUGAAAGAAUGGCUUUAAAAUUCGCACCUCUUGAAGGUUAUCAUGUUAAUGAAUUAUUUUCUGAUAUUGAACUUGUCAAAAAAAGAGCACAACAUAUAGAAAAUAUCUUAUUUGAUAAAAAAAAAAAGUGUAAAUAUUAA